AUGUCACACCCGCAUGACGUGUGCGCAGAUUUGCGCUGCACGACGUGCUGUGACGAGCCUUCAGGGGCACUUGUGGAUACGUUCGACGUCGAGCCGCUAUCUCUUCCUCGCAAAAUGAGUCCCUCUAAGAACACUGUCUACAACAAAAAGCAAAAGACUAACCCAUCUCCUUUAACACUAAGCUCAACAGCCCACGUUCUCACCUCAACACCGCCAGACGGGACAAAAUACCAGCAGCCACAGGCUCCCGACUUUAUUGAUAUGCCAUCUCCAGCGUUGGUGCCAAAGGCCCUGACCGUUUCGGCUGUUCUUUCGCGCUCGGGGCAGGUACAUGCACUGCCAUCGCGCCAAAAUAGUCUGAACGAAAGUACAAAUACAUUGCGAAAGCGAUUUUCUACUUCAUCCUCACAAUCGGUCUCUGAAACCCAAACCCUUGAGGAAUUUCCUUUUGACCCAAAAAAAAAGCAAAAUCAAGCAGACGAUCUUAUGUCCAUGAUGCCCUCUAUUUUUCGCGACUUAUGGCGUCAAGGAACAGAGCAUUUUUUGUCGAAUAAAAAUGAAGGCGAGAGCGGGGGCGCAUCGCGGAGCCAGCGGGCGGGGAAGUACCACACCGGAAGUGCCUUGGAGGCAAUUGGUGCUUUAUUCUUGCGGGAAGACAGUGCUGGACGACUUGAUCAGCUCAGUUUGAACCGAAGCAAAAAUGCAAAACGUGCAUCAGUCUCGCAAAUGGACCUGCCAUUAUGGAUUAGGCACAUUGAAGCCGGUCCUUUGAUUCUUUUUGCUCAACAUACAGGAAGCCGCAUUGCGAAUUGGUUCAGACAAAUGACGCAGACCGAGCAGAACAAGAAGCCUACUCCGAUCCAGCCUUGGUUCACAGACGACGAUGACCUGCCCGAGACACCGCUUCUAAUGCCUGGUGGAUUUGUACGGGAUGACUCUGACUCGCUUAUGCUUCCACCACCAUUGCUAGAUGACCAAAGUAAUGAUGCUUGGAGUUUUGAAGGCCUGUUAGGUGUUCGGCGUAUGCGUGAGCAGCUGCAGCGCAAGCAAUACCUUGAUGCAAUGUCCAAGCGCAAUCGUCCUGCACAUCGCGUGGAUGCUUGGACAGCGUUUACAAACUUUGUUCGUUCUGCCAAAGCUUCAGAAGCAAGGGCUGCGUCGGCCCAGGCACGACGUCGUUCGCUCGAUGUGCCAGACAAGUACAAAAAUCUUGGCUGGCUGUGGCCUCAUGGAUCGCGUAAGGGGGCUUCGUCAACUACCACGUUCUCAGCGUCGCAACCAUUGUCAGAAGUACAGAUGCAUGGCCAAGCUGCCUGCGAUGAUGCUUUAUGUGCUCGUCCACAUACGAAAACGAAGGAUGAUCAGACGUUGUCAUUUCACAGAUCCGAAACAUGGCGUGCAUCGAGGCGCAUGUCUCUCGAGUCGCUGGAUCUUGCGAUGUCGCAUGAACAGGAACGAGAAAACCAUCUCGCCGGACAUUCUUUUUGCCAACGAAUCACGCCAAAGAGUAUGCUCAUGCAACAAGAUACAGCGUCGAUGACCAGCGGCGUGUCGUCGCUACUUCGAGAGAGCCGAUCGUCAGUCGCGGCUGAUACCACCACAUUAGGCGUGAUGUGGAUUCUGUGGUCUUAUGUGUUUGUAAGUGUGGCAUUUGUUCCGGAUUUUGUGGUGUUUUUUCUCGCACACACGCUGGACCUGGUCAUGGAUUCGUUCGAGUUCCUAUCUUAUGCAGUGUGGUUCAUUCGUUGGGUAUGGCGGAAUGUCAUGGGCGAGACGGUCCUUGGUCGCAUCUGCAUUGAAGCGUAUUUCAUGUUCCAGAACGAAUGGGAGCAUGUGAUUCGGGAAGAUCAUGAAGAAAGCGCGAAUCGAAUGAGACUCGUCUUUGGCAUCCCUCUUUCGUUCCGACCGCGUGGUAUCAGUACUUUUCAGGUACUUCGUGGCUUUAUCGAGCUUGCCUGUAUACAGAGCGUCACUCGCGAGCAAUAUCAGCGGGAGGGUGCAGGUUUGGUGCGACUGGAAUACUGGCACAAACCAGAAACGGCUUCUUUCUGCUCGCCCGCAGCAAGUGUAAAGCAUACACCUGUCAGUGUUGCUUCAGGCGAAAAUACACCAGCACGCUGUGAAGAACAUGUCUCUAGCCGCCAAGCUUAUGAGCAUGGAAACAAAUGUAAAGUUAUGAACAUCAGAUACGGCGGCGAGGAAUACGAUAAUCAAGAAGACUAUGAUGAUGAUGAUGAUAACGAUGACUUGGUUGUAACAAGUCAGUCUGUGGACAUCUUGGAACUGUCUCGUUCUCAGCAUGCAAGCACAGGAGGCGGCGAUGCUCCUUCAUACUCGAGAGACUAUUCUCGCGUCCUGUGGGAUGAAGACAACUCGAUGCUCGUCCGUAACAUCAAAUGGGCGUCACAGUUGGCCAUGUCCGCGUAUGGACUUCGCGUGUUGAUUGUAGACUUACCUCCUGUCUUCACGCCGUCGGGAAAACAGCUUCCAAGACAAACAUUUGCACAUUUGUCGCGUCUCAAAGCGGAUGAUGUUCUGCAUGCCGAUAUUCAGACCCUUGAUCUGGAAGCAACGUAUGCACCGACAUUUUACGUGGUGCGCGACAUGCGUCGCAAGGUUGUAUGCGUCGCUGUGCGGGGCACACAAAGCUUUGCAGAUAUCGUUGUGGACUUGGACAUGAAGACGGAGGACAUCACUUCUUCUUUGGCAGAAUGGCGCGGUAUCCCCGUUGAUGAAAAUACCGAGCGAUACUUAUAUCAUGCUGGCAUAUGGCGCGCCGCCAAGACGCUGGUGUCGCCGGGCUCGACCCUGUUUAGAAAGCUCUGUGAAACACUCCAUGAACACAAAGACUUUGGUCUGGUGUUUGUCGGGCAUUCGCUCGGCGGAGCCAUUGCGAGUGCAGCGACUAUCCUUUUGUCAGAGUACCAUAUCGACGCUCCGGGUACCGAUCCUCGCAAAGGUAUUUGGCGGACGACGUCUCAAGACGGCUUUCCUGGUGGGAGGCCGAUUCGGGCCAUUACUUUUGCACAUCCAUCAACGCUCUCGCACACGCUCAAUAAACGCACAACGUACGGAUCUGUCCCAUUGGUUGUCAACGUCAUUCUCGGCAGCGAUAUUAUCCCACGUUUUGGACAUGGCCAACUUCGUGAGCUUCGGCGAGUGUUAGGCGCGCUUACACGAGUGCGUCGGCGUCGAGACAUGGUCGCGACGACGAUUAGCAGCAAUCCCAAACACAUGCAGGAGGAUCAAGAAUUUUCUGUGCAUAUUGUACGCCGAUUCUGGGAUUGGCUCUCGAUUUGCCGUACAGAAAAACCAGACGCUGUCAUGCUCGACAGAAAGAAGCGACUGGAGGAUCUAUUUUGGCGCUUGCGCUGUGAGGUCGAGAAGGACCUGUAUGUCCAGGCGAAGAAUCGCUUCGAGCAAGCUCUGGCGCAGCACAUGCUCGCUUCAUCCGUACCGCUCUCGCCGUGGGUCCGCGCUGAGCGUUACGACGCGCCUCUGCAUACAUUAUCAGCGCGGCGACAGCGUCUAGACUAUGCCACUCUCAAGAGCGAGACGGUACAAGGUGGUGUGCUUGUGCCAGCAGGGCGCAAUCUGUGGCUCUCAAAUGGAGAAUUGUAUGACAUUACAAAUCCAUUAGCAUUCUUCAGUCUGCCCGUAUUACACUUUUCUAUGUUCGCGGAUCAUUUCCCUGCGGCGUACGAAGAGGCUAUCUUGGCCCUCAAGUAG
Molecule: messenger RNA, 3729 nt
Organism: Malassezia globosa CBS 7966
Lineage: Eukaryota; Fungi; Basidiomycota; Malasseziomycetes; Malasseziales; Malasseziaceae
Exons: 1
Coding region: 1-3729 (1242 amino acids)
Biological process (GO): diacylglycerol catabolic process; arachidonate metabolic process
Molecular function (GO): lipase activity
Source: RefSeq, a predicted model, not a curated record